This is a messenger RNA of Zingiber officinale, 1732 nucleotides long. Its product is annotated as short-chain dehydrogenase TIC 32 B, chloroplastic-like. The record is from RefSeq and is a predicted model, not a curated record. The coding region runs from base 563 to 1642 and encodes 359 amino acids. The transcript has 7 exons. Lineage: Eukaryota; Viridiplantae; Streptophyta; Magnoliopsida; Zingiberales; Zingiberaceae.
UGGAGACCCCCCUCUAGUUCUCUUUUUGUUGAGUUGUUGGUAAAUGAAGCCAAAAUAAAGUAUAAUAAGACAGAGAAGAACUUUAACAUACCCAAAAGUCCACAUUACUGUUCAGUAUCAGAUCAUAAGCUUCAGAUUACUGAACCAUUAAUACCUCCAUGACCAGUGCUGCAGGAAAUGCAUGGCAAGGAAAACCUUGAUCAUGGAGUUGAAUCAUUUGCAUGGUGACAGUGGGGCACGUUCGGGUGCUGCUACUGUAUUCCAGCAUGCAAGCUAAAGCCUGCCCUUCACUGGGAGGACCCGGGGGGCCCCUGUGUCCACCCCUGCUCCUUGAGAAGUCCCCAUCAAUGCUUCCUUCCUCCCCAAUCCAUCCAACACGCAGCCAUCAUCAUGCUCGGGGUCGAACUACUGCACCAGUGCUGGCGCAUGCACGAUCCUCUAGGGUUGAAUUUUCAUACGACAGACGUCAUUUCUUGUCUCUAUAAACUAGUCGUGCAUGGCUCAUAAAAAGGGUGGGAGGAAAUGGCGAAGCUAGUGUAGUUGUGAGUAUGUGUUGUCCUCCAUGAGAGAAACACUGAGGUAUUUGCUAGGCUUAGCAGGGCCGAGCGGGUUUGGAUCCAGUGUCACUGCUGAGCAAGUCUCACAAGACAUUUACUCUCCAAACCCUCGCAAUCUCACCGCGAUCAUCACCGGUAGUUCAUUUACAUCUCUUUCAAGCAAAAUUUGCAUGAUUAUUGAUCACUUUGUUUGGUUCGAGUGCUGCUUGACUACAGGAGCAACCUCAGGCAUCGGGGCAGAAACUGCAAGAGUUCUCGCGAAGAGAGGUCUGAGGCUGGUCAUCCCUGCGAGGGACCUCAAGAGAGCUGCUGAGGUCAAAGCAUGGAUCCAAGAGGAAACUCCAGACGCAGAGAUUCUUCUGAUGGAGAUGGAUCUCAGCUCAUUUGCUUCCAUCCAGAGAUUUUGCUCUGUUUUUUUGUCACUUCGAUUGCCGCUCAACAUCCUCAUAAACAAUGCUGGGAAAUACUGCAAGAAGCUUCAGUUCACCAAGGACAAGUUUGAGAUGACCUUCGCUACAAACUAUUUAGGUCAUUAUCUACUUACUGAAAAUUUGCUGGAAAGAAUGAUUGAGACAUCAGAAAGAACAGGAACCGAAGGGAGGAUUAUUAAUGUGUCAUCAGUGAUCCACACUUGGGUGAAAAGGAAAAGAUUCAAGUUCUCUGACAUGCUAAAUCCGGAGGAAUACAAUGGCACAGUAGCUUAUGCACAGUCCAAGUUGGCAAACAUUCUGCAUGCCAAAGAAAUUGCUAGAAGAUUGAGAGAAAGAAAUGCAAAGUUAACAAUCAACGCAUUGCAUCCAGGGAUAGUGAAAACUGGAAUCAUAAGAGAUCACAAAGGCUUGAUUACAGAUUCAAUGUUUUUCCUUGCAGCAAGGCUACUAAAAUCAACACCACAGGGAGCAGCAACAACUUGCUACGUUGCUUUGAGCCCUCAAUUAGUUGGUGUCUCAGGAAAAUAUUUUGCCGACUGUAAUGAGAGCUCUUGCUCAAAUCUAGCAAACAACGAGAUUGCAGCUCAGAUUCUGUGGCGCAAAUCGCACUCACUGGUUCUAAAUCAUGUGUUGCAGAUGAAAAAAGAGACUUAAAUGAAGCAAGUAUUGAUGGCUGUUUUGCAAGUCUUUUUUCCGUACCUGGUAUAUAUAUAUAUUAAAUGCUAAAAGAGUUAUUUUGUAAGU